Messenger RNA from Scutellospora calospora, 1412 nucleotides. The record is from the annotation of a GenBank genome assembly. NCBI's taxonomy places the organism in Eukaryota, Fungi, Glomeromycota, Glomeromycetes, Diversisporales, Gigasporaceae.
AUGUCAAAUCGUAAGACCAAACCUGUUGAUCCAAAUAUUAAUCUAUUUACUAUUGCUGCUCAAUUAAGCACUACUGCUAAUAAUAUUAAUAAUGAAUCAUCUACAACUUCAGAAGAAGAAAAUAAUCCUCGUCAACUUAAAGUACCACGAUUAGCAAAAGAAUCAUUAAAUUGGAAUCUGAAUUGGCCUAAAAUAUACCCUUGGGUUUAUCAUGGAGAAGAAGCUGGUAAAAAUAAUAAUUUUACUAAAGGUCGUAGAUAUUUUAAAAAACAAAGUUUGGAUCGUCAUGUAACUACUAGUAAUCAUGAGAUGGUUUGUGCUAUACGAAUGCAAUCUCAAGCUACCUUAUAUUCUAGUUUCACUAUUCAAGCUAGAAAUGAUCAAAUUAAAAUUAUGAAAAAUAUGCGUAAUAUAUAUUUUUUAAUUCAGCAUAAUUUGUCUACCAAUAUAUUUGAAAGUUUAUGCAAAUUAUCUGAAUUACAACGUAUUAAAAAUCAAGAUCAAUUUGAGUGUAGCAAUGAAAUAUUAAAUAUAAUUGAUAAUGAUUUUUCUAUUGAUAAUGAACGAGUACUAUAUGGUAGUUAUCAAAAUAAUGUUACUUCUCGUGAAUUUAUUGAAUCAAUUGGUCACAUUAUAGAGCAAGAGGUUUUUCAAGAAUUGCAUAGUACUGCAAAUACAAUUACAGCAGAAAUUGAUCGAUUUGUUUUAGCAAAAAAUAUAUCAUAUAAUAAGUUAAUGCAUAUUUGUACUGAUGGUGCUAGUACAAUGAGAGGUGUUCAUAAUGGUAUAUCAACUCAGCUUAAAAAUAAAAAUCUAUUUAUUUUAGAACAUCAUUGUAUUUUGCAUAAAUUAGCAUUAGCAGCAAAAGAUGCAGCAAAACAAGUUGAAGAUGUAGAACAUAUGAUACAUCUUAAAAUGAUAGAAGAAAAUACUAGUGAUCCACAACUUACAGUUUUAAAUAUUAUUGAAACUCAUUCAGAUGAAAAUAAGGUUGCUAAAGCUUUAUAUAAUAGUAUUGAUCAAAUUGAUAAUAAAAUUAAUACAAUAGAAUUACCUGCUAUUAUUGCUAAAUUUGCAAAUACAACAAUUACAUUAUUAGAAAAAAGAUUUCCAAAUCGAAUUCAAAUUGAUGCAUUUCAUAUUUUUGAUCCAAUAGCAUUACUAAUUAACAAUACAGAUUUACAAAACUAUAGUGAAGAUGAAAUUGAAAUUUUGAAUAAUUUUUAUGGCCAAGAUAAAUAUGUAUCAGGAAAUUUAUUUUCUGCAAAAUUAAACUCUGAAAAUUUAAAACAUGAAUGGCUAUUAGUUAGAUAUCUUUUAACUAACUACAAAAAUUUAAAUUUUUUAGAAAUAUGGCAACGUAUAUUUUUAGAUCUUCCUACUUUUAAAGAAAUUUAUCCAGAAACUACAAA